Molecule: messenger RNA, 2034 nt
Organism: Brettanomyces nanus
Lineage: Eukaryota; Fungi; Ascomycota; Pichiomycetes; Pichiales; Pichiaceae
Exons: 1
Coding region: 1-2034 (677 amino acids)
Source: RefSeq, a predicted model, not a curated record
AUGAGUAAGCUAGAUGUAGUCACGCGGAUCUUAUAUUCAGUUGAUCCGAAUGCUGAAGAUUUUACUGAGAGACUGAUGAAAUCGAAAGAAUGGCAUCCAAACCCGGAUCAGCCAAGACAUAGAACUGGUUUGUGGCUUCCCGAUAAAGGACUUAGAUAUCAGGAUAUUCCAGAGGAAUUUCUUGAGAAUUGGAACGGACUUCAGUAUCCGAGAGAGACGUGUGACUAUUUUCUUGAGCAUAUUGACGUUGUGGAUCUUGCCGAGUUCAAAGAGGAUGACGUGAGGAAUGACUGCACAGUAAGAGCCGGGUUUGUCUUGGCUCUUCUUAUGAAGGAAGUCUUAGGUAAUCGGGCAGACAACGGAAGAGAAAUCGUAAAUUCUGAGGCAGAGGAGCUGGAUAUACUUGAUGAUACGGCUGAAUUCGUGAAAUCGGAUCUCGCCGAGUUAUUCCUACAUAAGUUUGCAUCGAUCAUGAUGGAAGGCGAUACAUCGGCUGCCCGAGUUAUGAUGUGGUCACAAUUUGAAAGUAGGACAUGUGCUUUCACCGACAGUUGUUUGUCUCAGCUUGAUUCACUCAUGUAUUCAUAUCCUGUCUCCAGAAAUUUGGUAGAGAUAUACAAAAAGAGGCGCCGACUUGUAAAGAUCAAGCACGUUUGCUCUAAGGGGGUGGAUGCUGCCCUCGACUGCAUCCAAGAUAUUGGUAGAAUGUCAUCUCAAUCUGAUCGAUUUAUUAAACAUCUUCGGACUGGGGAAGACCUUGAGGGUGAGGAAUUUGCCAGUUUUGGUAAAGAGUGUGAGGCCGAGUUGAUAAAAUAUAAGGCUAAGGUGACGCAGCAAUUGAAGGGUAAGAUACGUACAUUUCAAUUGGAUCCUAAAAAUCAUCCUCCUUGUGAAUUUAUUAGGAAAUGGGAUGGUCUAAGUUGGCCCCAAAACUUGGUGGAUUACUUUGCUAGUAUUAAUUCUUCUCGAGGAAAUGAAGAUAACAGUACAACAAGUCUUCAAUACUGGUUGAAGCAGUUUACCAGUGAUCCAGAGUUACCAUUAGACCCGGAUCCAGUAAUAGAAAAAGUUGAUGAUCUCUUGAGAUACGAAAUUGAAUUGAGCGACAUUUUUGACCUGAAAGUACGCAAGUUAAUUCGAGAUCACUGGGUUUCUAGUCGGUUGUAUGAUUUCAUGGUGGAAUUAUCGAAAAGGCUAGUCAAGGAAGGAUAUCCCGACUCCAAGAAGCAGAUACAGUCGUCUUGCUUGAACAUGCUUUUAAAAGUGAAGCAGGGGUCAAUGGAAAAUAAGAAGAUCAUUGUGACGCUAAAGGAAACCUUUGAAAUGAUUUUAGAAGAAUGCAAAGAAAACUAUAACGAGUGGCUCCAGUCAUUCAACACUUCAAGUCCGGGAGAAAUACACUAUAUAUUAGAUAAAUACCAGCCGCAGAAGUUGAAUGAACGAUUCAAGAACAAGCUGGAUGAUCUUUCGGAUGAUGAUAUACCCGACGGAAUUGAAAAGGAUAUUCCUACAGAUGUCCUCUAUGAAUGGAAGGAUGAAGAAAGUAUCGUGGCUGUGAACGACUUUAUGGACAAAUACAGAGAUUUUUUUGUAGAUGCACCUUCUCCGUUCAUCGGUGUUACGUCAGAUAAUUUCUUCUUGAAACGAUUUGAGGGCCUAUCAUUGGGAGGUAACGUCACAAAUAUCUCAGAAUACUUCGAUCAGAUCGAUAGAAGGGUGAAAAGAAUUAGAGAAGAAAACGAAGGCAGUGAUAUUCCAGAAAAUUUGGUUACUCUUGCGCUAUUUAACAAACUAUCAGGGUGCUAUGCACAUUGGAGAGGAGAAUAUGCCAGUGAUUUGAACGAAAAGAAACACUACAAAGUUCAGCCAGAAAAUUACUUUUCAGGCAUUGAAGAGUACAAGCGCAGAAUUCGGGACUUUGCAGCAAUGAAGUUUUAUCAGGGACUAUAUGACAAUGGACUUACUGCAAACAUUGAGGUUCAGUCUCGGAGAAAGAAACGGCAUACAAAAAGAACGAAGCCAUCUCCUAAUUGA